AAUGAUUUCCAGAUCAAGAAGAAGAGAUGAAGGUGGCUCAGUCUUAUUGAUAGUUAAGGUGCUGGGAUUAUUUUUAAUACCAGAAGUUAACACAUCUAUCGAGUGUACCACUACAAUUGAUUUGGUUUUCGUCAUGGACCUCUCGGGUAGCGUUCAGACUCACGGAUACGAAACCAUGAAAGCAUUCAUCAAAGAAAUGAUUUCAAGAUAUCAAAUCGGUUCUGCUAACACUAGAGUUGGUCUGGUUGUGUUUAAUAUUGAGGCUUAUGUAGAGUUCUAUCUGGACACGUAUUAUCAGAAAGAAGAACUAAUUUCUGCCAUGGACAAUAUCCGAUCGUUUGGUAGGGAAACAUAUACCGAUCGUGGGUUGUAUUCUGCGCGUAUGAACGUGCUACAGGAGUCAGCAGGAGAUCGGCAAGAUGUACCCAAUGUAGUCUUGGUUCUAACUGAUGGAAAAUCCAAAGACCCUACAAAAACGGCGUACCAGGCAAAUCUAUUACACAGCAGUGGGGCAGAAGUUAUCGCUUUGGGAAUUGGAAGUAAUGCUGAUCUCGACGAGCUGAACGCCAUUGCUAGCGACCCUGACGAAGAAAAUAUGUAUCGUGUGUCAGACUUUGACAGUAUGUCCUCAAUUAUAGAUGAACUUGUGAUGAAAACAUGUGGAGGACCCAUGUGUUCUGAACUACCCCAUCCAUCGAAUGGGCGUCGGCUGGGAGAAGAUCGGCGGGUCGGAGCUUCAGUGUACUUUGAGUGUGAUUCAGGUUACACUUUACAAGGUUCAGACAAACGAACUUGCGGCCCCAACGAUGUGUGGGAUGGAGUGAUAGCAUCUUGUCCUCCAUCGGCAUGUCCAGAACUACCUCAUCCAGAGAACGGGCGUCGUGUGGGGAACAGUCUGCAGGUGUCGUCCACGGUGUCCUUUGAAUGUAAUCUGGGUUACACUUUGUAUGGCUCAGAACAACGAACCUGCCAGCCGGACGAGCAGUGGGACGGACAAACGGCUUAUUGCCAAGUAUCAGAAUGUCCUGAACUCCCUAAUCCAGAGAAUGGAUAUCGUGUGGGAAGCGCUCGGCAGGUCGGGGACACAGUGUCCUUCAGUUGUAAUCUGGGUUAUACUUUGCAAGGCUCCCAACAACGAACCUGCCAGAUCAACAAGGUGUGGGACGGAGAAACAUCAUAUUGUUAUGUCUCGUUAUGUCCCCAAUUACCCUAUCCAGAGAACGGGCGUCGCAUUGGUGAUAAUUAUCAGGUCAAUGACACGGUGUCCUUUGAAUGCAAUGUGGGUUACACUUUGCAUGGCUCCCAACAACGAACCUGCCAGCCCAACAAGGUAUGGGACGGAGAAACAUCACAUUGUUAUGAAUCGUUAUGUGACCAACUGCCUGCUCCAGAGCAUGGGCAUCUAGAGGGAGAUUUACAUAGGCAUAUCGGGGACAAGGUUUCUCUUGAGUGUAUGGAGGGCUAUGCUGUGGAAGGCUCUUGGGAGCGAGUCUGUCAAGACAACCGAGAGUGGAGCGGACAACCAGGACGUUGCGUUCGUAUUCCACCAGAAGAAAGUAUGCCAACAAUAGAGCCUGACCUUCCUCGUAUGUAUCCUCUGUAUUUAUAA
Messenger RNA from Liolophura sinensis, 1609 nucleotides. RefSeq names its product sushi, von Willebrand factor type A, EGF and pentraxin domain-containing protein 1-like. The record is from RefSeq and is a predicted model, not a curated record. The coding region runs from base 2 to 1609 and encodes 535 amino acids. Lineage: Eukaryota; Metazoa; Mollusca; Polyplacophora; Chitonida; Chitonidae. The transcript has 10 exons.